Messenger RNA from Porites evermanni, 3173 nucleotides. Lineage: Eukaryota; Metazoa; Cnidaria; Anthozoa; Scleractinia; Poritidae. The record is from the annotation of a GenBank genome assembly.
AUGAACAAAAAUGCACUUAGUUUUUGUCUUUAUGUUUCCUGCUUCAAUGAUAAUAUGUUCUUUUGGAUCCUCAAGCCAAACAAAACUAUAGUUUUUCGACGAACGAGACUCAAAGAAAGUGCAGAUAAAGUGUUUGGAAAUCAGACAUUUGGUGGCUCUCUUGAUUUACGUCAAGACCAAUGCGAAGAUCGAUCAUUAUUUUCAUGUGUAAGUUCCCCUCUAUCAUGCAAACAAUCUCAUAGUGACAGCUUCGAAUCUUUGCGUCUUAUCGAAGAAGAGGAAGACGAAAAUCACGACUCUAAACCUUUAACCCUUGCUGAUGGUUACAACAUGAUAGUCGCUCCUGUAGCUGACUUACUCCAAGAAUCAGAAAUCAUUAUUAUACCGGAUAACUUGUUGUAUCCUAUUCCUUUUGCUGCUUUAAAGGAUGGUAAUGGAAAGUAUUUAUCGGAUACUUUCAGGAUUCGCAUUGUCCCUUCCUUGACGACUCUUAAGUUGAUUCAGCUCAGUCCAGCAGACUACCAUAGUAAAACCGGUGCACUGAUCGUAGGGGAGCCAGAAGUUAGUGAUGUAUACUAUCGACGAAAAAUUCUACAGUUAAACUCACUGCCUUGGGCGAGAAAGGAAGCAGAGAUGAUUGGGCGACUGCUCGGUGUUCAACCAUUGCUUGGAAAGGAUGCAACUAAGCAGGCAGUCCUGGAAAGCAUGCGUUCAGUAAGUCUCAUUCACUUCGCUGCUCAUGGUUAUGCCGAACGUGGAGAAAUAGCUCUUUCCCCUAUAAGCUCCCGCGGAACUCCACACGAAGAAGACUACUUAUUAACGAUGGCUGAAAUUUCACAAGUUCGACUAACAGCCAAGCUGGUUGUCCUUAGCUGCUGUCAUAGUGCAAGUGGUCAGAUUAGAGCUGAGGGAGUUGUUGGAAUCGCUCGAGCAUUUCUAGCAUCGGGUGCACGCGCCGUGCUGGCAGCGCUGUGGGCUGUAGAGGACGAAGCUACCAUGUGGUUUAUGAAUCGUUUUUACGAGCACCUUGUUCGUGGUGAAAGUGCCAGUGAAUCUCUUCAUCAGGCCAUGAAGUCGAUGAGAGAGACUGGCUUUUCUGACAUCAUGCAGUGGGCACCCUUUAUGCUGAUUGGAGAUAAUGUGACAUUGAAAGGUUUGUAUUUGAUAUCAUUUUUAGGUUUUUUAGUUAUCUUAGUUCAAAUUUGUGAAAUUGAUGUUCGUGACGCUACACAUCAUUUUGAAAAAUAUCAUUAAGGAAGUUAUACUGAGUUUUCUUAGUUUUUUUUUAUUUAUUGUCUAUUCCAACCCUGUUCAUGGAAGUGAGGCAACUGGAGAGAAUGCCGAAUUUAAUUAUUUUCCGAUUUUUAAGGAAUAUUUCGUAAAGCAUACUCGAAUCUCUAAUUAACUAACAUGAAAAUGUAAAAAAACGAUAUUUGAGAUUACAAAGAGCAGACGAAAACAAUUUAUUUAUAUACCAUACGAUUCCAAAAAUAAGCCCUGGGGCUUAUAUUUUACGAAGGUCCUUUUUGAAGGGCCUAUUUUUGGAGGGGCUUAUAUUCGGAGGGGCUUAUCUACGGAGGGAAAUGUGCGUUUCAAAAUCGAUUGGGCUAGCCUUAUAGUUGGAAGUAAAUUAAUCUUUUUGUUUUGUUUUACUUUGUAUUUGAGGGCAAUUUUCCAAAGACAAGCCCUGGGGUGGAAGGGAGGGGGAGGGGGGGGGGCUUAUAUUUGGAAGGGCGAUUUAACGGAGGGUUUUUUGCGUUACCGGUUUGGGGGGCUUAUUUUUGGAGGGGCGUAUACAUGGAGGGGCUUAUUUUCGGAAUUUUACGGUAUCACAGAGAAGAGAAGUAAGUGUUAAACACACUUUUUCUUGAGGGUGUACAUGAUAAAAGAAAAAAUGUAGCCUGUUCCAGGCUACAUUUCAGGCUCCGCACGCCUUUCACCGCUUCAUCCCUACUAUCUGAGAGCCUGGAACAGGCUAAAAAAAACGCUGUUAGUAUUUUUAGUCUUAAAAAGAUUCAUCCUCAGGGAACCAGAGAUAGCGCAGAGGGUAUACGUAUUAAUUACCGGUGGGCGAGAGUUUGAAACCAAACGGGAAGAUUACCUGGGCACUUAAUCUAACCCAAGCAGGUGGAGAAGUAUUUGAUUUUGCAACUUUUAUUUUAUGCAGGUAUUUUUCUGGCAAAUGAGCUAAGGCCAACUCCCUUGUCGAUUUCGUGUGUUGUUAAAAGGAGGUUUUUUGUCAUCAAUCGCCUCUUUUAUGAUGCUUGUUCCGCUGAGAAGUCGAAAGAUUUAAUAUGCCCCCAAGAAAGUAUUCAAUUCGAUUCGAUUGGGUUUUACAAAACGUUUUGCUUUAGUUCUCUUCGUAGUCGCGAUUUUGUACCAGAGGAGAUGGCUGAUAUUCUGGGCAACCAUUGCACAGGCUUCUCGGGCUGCUCGGGCUGCAAGGGAUAGCAUGGUUGGCUUGAUAUCAAUCUCCUGCUUCAAGCUAUAAUCUAAUCAGUACACAAACAGCAAACGAAUCCAAGGAAUUUGAAAUAAUGUAAAAUAUUCUCACUGCAUACAUAAUUGGCCGGUGACGCGGGAAUUAAGUAACUCUUUUAAAUUCCGUGGUGUUGGGCCUGCGGGCUCGUGGCAUGAUGCAUUGCGGCCCUUGGUUAGAAUUGCUUAGUUUUUGCCCGCCUCUUGGCUAGUUCAACGGGGUUCAGUGGAAGUGACUUAGAAGUUUCGCCCCUCUUACAUCCCCUGGUGGCGCUUGACGUCGCUUACUCUCAUUAUUCGGCAUGCCUAUUGUCCUGGCAGUCGCGGUUGCCUCCCACAAUUUAGUUCUCCGUGUCGGAACAAUAGGUGUGCGGUGCGAAUAUUAUACGUAUCACAUUUAAGCUGAAAGUGAUACAAUAUGACUUUACUGAAUUUUUAGCAUAGAAAUGAUUCCUCAAAAUGUAAAGGUUUUGUUACUUGUUUGCCUUUAAAAAAAUCUGUGCCAGAUAUUUAGGUGAAACAUUUAGCGCAACGAGCAACAGAAACAUGUUGAUCGAUGGUUAAAAUAAAUCGUGCAAAGAAUACAUACGAAAAGGAACCCUCAUGAUUAGUUUCUUUUUAUUUGCAUCGCAGGUGCAUUUGAUAAGAGCAGUUUGAAAGAUGGCGAAGGUGCAACGGAAACAAAGAACUUGUAA